AUGCUAGAUGAAGUUCUAAAUUACCUUCAACCUGGUAAUAAUGAAAUUUUUAUUGACAUGACAUUUGGGGCUGGUGGGCAUUCAAAAAAAAUUCUGAAAUCAUCUAAUUGUAAAUUAAUAACAUUAGACAGAGAUCCUAAUGCUUAUGAAAAGGCUGUUAAAUUAGCUGAAAAGUUCCCAAAUAGAGUGACACCCCUUUUAGGGAGAUUCAGUGAAUUACCAAGUUUGUUAGAAAAAAAAGGAAUUAAACAGUCAACAGUAGAUGGAAUACUAUUUGAUUUUGGUUGUUCAUCUAUGCAAUUAGAUAAUGGAGAAAGAGGAUUUUCCAUAAGUAAAAAUGGCCUUUUAGAUAUGAGAAUGGAUGCUGGUAGAGAUCCUAAUCAAAUCACAGCACGAGAAGUGUUAGCCACGGCCAAUGAAAAUGAACUAUACAAAAUUUUUAAGGUUUAUGGUGAAGAAAAAAACGCAGCCAAAAUUGCACAAACAAUUAUUCAAGCAAGAUAUAUGAUAAAAAACAUUGAUACCACUCAAGAGUUAGUAGAUGUAGUUGAUUCUUGUUGCCCUAACGAAUAUCGUUUAGAUAAGCUUCAGCGGCCACAAUCAAAUGCCACAAAAGUUUUUCAAGCUCUUCGAAUAUUUGUAAACAAUGAACUUAAUGAAUUGAAUUAUGGCAUGGUCUUAGCUAAAUACUAUUUAAAACUCAAUGGUAGAUUAAUUACAAUAUGUUUUCAUUCUCUUGAAGAUACUAUUGUCAAACGUCAUAUAGCAGGCAAUAUUGUAAAUGAAACAGCCAACCCUAUUCCUUUAAGAUACCUAAACCCUUUGUUAGUACAAGAUCAAGAUACAAUUAAUCAUUUUUUGGAUACCCCUUGGAAACAAUUGAAUAAGCAUGUUGAUAUCCCAACUGAACAAGAAGUCUUACGAAAUCCUAGAAGUAGAAGUGCUAGGUUGCGAGCUGCAAUAAAAAUCAAGUAA
Messenger RNA from Pieris macdunnoughi, 975 nucleotides. Lineage: Eukaryota; Metazoa; Arthropoda; Insecta; Lepidoptera; Pieridae. The record is from the annotation of a GenBank genome assembly.